This is a messenger RNA of Miniopterus natalensis, 1818 nucleotides long. It is a transcript of the gene ZNF692, whose product is annotated as zinc finger protein 692. The record is from RefSeq and is a predicted model, not a curated record. Lineage: Eukaryota; Metazoa; Chordata; Mammalia; Chiroptera; Miniopteridae. Gene Ontology annotation, biological process: regulation of transcription by RNA polymerase II. Gene Ontology annotation, cellular component: PcG protein complex; chromatin; transcription regulator complex. Gene Ontology annotation, molecular function: DNA-binding transcription factor activity, RNA polymerase II-specific; RNA polymerase II cis-regulatory region sequence-specific DNA binding.
GCAGCGAGUGCUGUGGAAACGGUUUGGUCCUGCCCAUGCCCUGCCGAGACUUCGGAGGCCGGCCGGCGAGCGGCGGGUCAGGCUGGCCCACGCGCGUCCUCUGCCCUGCAGGCCCCAGGCCCAUGUCUGCCUCCACGGCAGAUGCGUCUCGCAGGCGGCGGGAGAAGCGGCGGCAGCUGGACGCGCGCCGCAGCAAGUGUCGCAUCCGCCUGGGCGGCCACAUGGAGCAGUGGUGCCUCCUCAAGGAGCGGCUGGGCUUCUCCCUGCACUCGCAGCUCGCUAAGUUCCUGCUGGACCGGUACACUUCUUCAGGCUGUGUGCUCUGUGCAGGUCCUAAGCCUUUGCCCCCCAAGGGUCUGCAGUAUCUGGUGCUCCUAUCUCAUACCCACAGCCAAGAGUGCAGCCUGGUGCCUGGGCUGCGGGGGCCUGGGGGCCAAGAUGGUGGGCUUGUGUGGGAGUGCUCAGCAGGCCACACCUUCUCCUGGGGCCCCUCUUCAGGCCCCACACCUCCAGCGGAACCCAAGCCAGCCCUCCUUCCAAGUACUUCCCAGAGAAGCUGGUGCCCAGAGGCCAGGGGUGGGCAGGAGCCUGCAGGUUUGGAAUCUGAGCAUGAGGAGAGGACUCAGGAGGAGAGGUUGCCCAGGGGAAUGGGACCCCCACGGGAGUCCUUCCUGCCCCCAGGAGAAGACGAGGAGGAGGCUGAAGAUGAAAGUGAAGAGGAGAUGCUCAGUGAUGCCAGCCCGUGGACCUACAGCUCCUCCUCAGACAACUGUGAGCCAGAUGCCCCCAGACCACCCACUUUCCCUGUCACCCAUGCACUUAAGGAGGGAGAAACACCUCUGGCCCCUGCAGCUGCCCCUGCUUCUCUUGCUGUACCACCCAUAUCAGCAUCCUCAUUGGGUUCUGGAGCUCCUGUGUCUGUGGAAGGCGGGGUACAGUCAGAGCUCGAUCAGACCCCUCAAGUGGCCCAGCAAACUGAGCCCCUGGCCAGCCCUGGGAGUCAGGUCCAGUCUGCUUUGGCUGUAGCCUGGGAUGAGGACAGUGCACAGAUUGGCCCCAAGAGAAUUCGGAAAGCUGCCAAAAAGGAGCUGCUGCCUUGUGACUUCCCUGGCUGUGGAAGGAUCUUCUCCAACCGGCAGUAUUUGAAUCACCACAAGAAGUACCAGCACAUCCACCAGAAGUCCUUCUCCUGCCCAGAGCCAGCCUGUGGAAAGUCCUUCAACUUCAAGAAACACCUGAAGGAGCAUGUGAAGCUGCAUAGUGACACCCGGGACUACAUCUGUGAAUUCUGCGCCCGGUCUUUCCGCACCAGCAGCAACCUGGUCAUCCACCGGCGCAUCCACACUGGAGAGAAACCCCUGCAGUGUGAGAUUUGCGGGUUCACCUGCCGCCAGAAGGCCUCCCUGAACUGGCACCGGCGCAAGCAUGCAGAGACAGCAGCCACCCUGCGCUUCCCUUGUGAGGUCUGCGGCAAGUGCUUUGAGAAGCCAGACAGCGUCGCAGCUCACUGCAGCAAAAGCCACCCGGCCCUGCUCCUGGCCCCAUCAGAACAGCUCAGCCCAGUGGAGCCCUGUUCCAGCAUCUCUGCCCCUGCAUUCCUGGGGUCCAGUGAAGGGUGCAGGCCCGCUCAGAUUUCUCAGGCUGUGACCCUGCUUCCUAAGCAGUGACAACAGUGACUGAAGAGAAGAAAGGCCAGCCGCCUGGUCCCUGGGAACUAGAGUGAUGGGGAGUGCAGGACAUGGGCAGGACUGGACUCCAGGCAGCAAGGCUGUAGUAGUCUUUCUACAGGACAGAAUAAAGCCAGUGUUUUACCUCGAA